This is a messenger RNA of Trichomonas vaginalis G3, 495 nucleotides long. RefSeq lists its product as uncharacterized. The transcript has a single exon. The record is from RefSeq and is a predicted model, not a curated record. The coding region runs from base 1 to 495 and encodes 164 amino acids. NCBI's taxonomy places the organism in Eukaryota, Parabasalia, Trichomonadida, Trichomonadidae.
AUGUUUAACCAGCACCAAGUCAGUGGUUACUAUUCCAUCACAGACCCAAUCACAGGCCUUUGCUACUAUUUCUUCGCAGACCCAAACACAGGCCGUAGCUACCCUAUCUUCAAAAACUCAAUCAUAAUCCGUGGCUACCGUAUCUUCAAAGACCCAUACACACAGGAACCGGUCAUAGUUUAUGUGGAUCAGAAUCAACGUAUCCUCUCUCCUGGUCAAUUCAUUUUUGAUCAAUAUAUCAAUGGCGAGCCUCGCAUUGCCUAUAAAAUCCGUGUUGCACCACAGAGAUCCCGAGCUACACGAGCUCAUCCUACAGUUUUUACACAAGAAGGUGCACCACCUAUUGAUGCCACAGCUCAAUCAGCAACUGCAGCACCAGCUCAAGCUCAAGCUUCAGUUGGGUUCACGUCUCAAAUUGAACCCCAACUUUCACUCUCUGAUGUUGAUGAUCAAACCUUAUUUGAAAUGCUGUACAAUUCAUCUUGGGAGAAAUAA